UUUAGCGUCGGCGACGCGCUGCGCGCGCGGGGUUUGCAGGCAGAGCACCCCGUCGUGCUCGUCCCCGGAAUCAUAUCUACGGGCCUCGAGUCGUGGUCCACCGCGCCCGAAUACCGCGCCUUCUUCCGCCAGAAGCUCUGGGGUGGAUUCCAAAUGCUGUCGCACGUCACCUUCAACCGCGACAAGUGGAUGGCCGCGCUCCUGCUCGACCCCGACACCGGGCUCGAUCCCCCGGGCGUCAAGGUCCGCGCGGCGGAGGGGCUGGACGCGGCGAGCAGCUUCAUUCAGGGCUAUUGGCUAUGGUCCAAGGUCAUUGAGAACCUCGCGGUGAUGAACUAUGACACCAACAAUCUGCACCUCGCGCCGUACGACUGGCGGUUGUCGUACUAUAAUCUCGAGGAACGCGACGGCUACUUCUCGCGCCUCAAGACGACAAUCGAAGGAUUCAAGAAGAGACAGGGCAAGAAAGUGGUGAUCGCCGCGCAUUCGAUGGGUAGUUCGGUGCGUUUGCUGCUUCACGUCAAUCAUCGCCAUUCGCUCUGCUGGCGCUGUCAUCUCAUCGUUUUCACUUUCGUUCUCCAUAGCCUCAAAUGGGUCGAGUCGCCUGAGCACGGAAACGGCGGCCCUGAUUGGGUCGAGAAUCACAUUCACGCGUUCAUCUCCAUCGCGGGGACUCACCUAGCAAAAGCCAUGGCCGCGCUCCUGUCGGGCGAGAUGAAAGACACCGUGCAGAUCAACCCUGCCGGCGCGUAUGUGCUCGAGCGGUUCUUCUCGAAGAAGGAGCGCCAGAGGUUGUUCCGGAGCUGGGCGGGCAGCGCGAGCAUGUGGAUCAAGGGCGGCGAGGCAGUGUGGGGCAACGCGACCCACGCUCCGGACGACGAGUCGGACAAGGCGCACACGCACGGCGAACUCAUCGCUGUCGCUGGCGGAAAUGGGAGCGAAUUGGGUACGGUGAGCGCGCGGAAUAUGACGGCGGACGAGGCGGGGACAUGGAUAUUGGAGCACACGCCGACAUCGUUCCAGAAAAUGAUGCAGGCAAACUAUUCGUUUGGGAUCGAGAGGGACGAGGGGGUUCUCGAGCGGAACGAUCGAGAUCACACCAAGUGGUCCAACCCGCUGGAAUCUAGACUGCCCAACGCGCCCUCGAUGAGUAUAUACUGUGUGUACGGCCACGGGAAGGAGACUGAGCGGUCAUAUUGGUAUGCGUCCGGCCCAUACGUGUACGAGGACGGCUUGCUCGCCGACGCGGAGAACCCGACAUGCACCAACUCGUCCGACUGCGUCCGGCCUCCGCUCGACAUGCCGCUCUCGCGACAAAGCUGGAUCGACAAGGAUUACACCGACGAGAGCGUCACGCCCAAGGUCCGCAACGGCGUGAAGAUGGGCGAGGGCGACGGCACGGUGUCCCUACUCAGCCUGGGCGCGAUGUGCGUCGAGGGCUGGAAGCGUGAACGAUGGAACCCGGGCGGGGUCCGGGUCGUCACGGUCGAGCUCCCUCAUCUCCCGGUGGCCACGAUUCCGCGCGGUGGCGCGAACACUAGCGACCACGUCGAUAUCCUGGGCUCUACGGGGCUGAACGAGGUCAUUCUGAAGGUCGCGACGGGCGUGGGCGACGAGGUGCGGGAUAACUUCGUCUCUAGGAUACGAGAAUACGCGAAGAAGAUUAGAUGGGACGGUUGA
Molecule: messenger RNA, 1680 nt
Organism: Heterobasidion irregulare TC 32-1
Lineage: Eukaryota; Fungi; Basidiomycota; Agaricomycetes; Russulales; Bondarzewiaceae
Product: Lecithin:cholesterol acyltransferase
Exons: 16
Biological process (GO): triglyceride biosynthetic process; lipid storage
Cellular component (GO): perinuclear endoplasmic reticulum; cytoplasm
Molecular function (GO): phospholipid:diacylglycerol acyltransferase activity
Source: RefSeq, a predicted model, not a curated record